GCAUUGGUAUUGUAGCUUAUCAUUUGUUUAUUCAGAUAAACACAAAUAAUUGCUACCAUGAAUGGGGAACAGUGAAAAUGUUUCUUCAAACCAAUAUCUGUAAUCAAGACAGCAAAGAUGUUAAGCCACUAUAUAAAUAAAUUUUCUCAUCUCAUUUGUCAUCAAUUUCUGUAAACAAAACAGCAAAGAUGGGUGGAGCAUCAUCACCAAUCACCAGCACUGGUGGAGCCAGUGGACUGCUCCGUUUCUCCGUUCAUGUGGUUCGAGGCCGGUGGUUCUCUCUUUUUGCCUCUUUCCUUAUCAUGGCUGGCGCUGGAGCAACAUAUCUUUUUGGAGUUUACUCCAAGGAGAUAAAGGCCUCUCUUGGAUAUGAUCAAACCACACUCAAUCUCCUAGGCUUCUUCAAGGAUCUAGGUGCAAAUGUUGGAGUCUUAUCAGGACUAAUUGCUGAAGUAACUCCAACAUGGUUUGUUCUAUUAAUUGGCUCAGCCAUGAAUUUUGCAGGCUACUUUAUGAUAUGGCUUGCUGUAACUGGCAAAAUUGCCAAGCCUAAAGUUUGGCAGAUGUGCAUUUACAUAUGCCUUGGAGCCAAUUCUCAGAAUUUCGCCAAUACAGGUGCUCUUGUUACUUCUGUUAGAAAUUUUCCCGAAAACCGGGGAGUUAUGUUAGGUCUGUUAAAGGGUUUUACUGGAUUAAGUGGUGCCAUUUUGACCCAAAUCUAUUUGGCUGUCUAUGGAAAUGAUUCUAAGGCUCUUAUUCUUCUUAUAGCCUGGCUUCCAGCAGCAUUAUCUGUGGUUUUUGUCUAUACAAUUCGCGCAAUGAAGGUUGUUAAGCAACCAAAUGAGCUGAAAAUCUUUUAUCAAUUCCUGUAUGUAUCAAUUGUCCUAGCUUUGUUUAUCAUGGUUAUGACCAUACUUCAGAAACUGGUGACUUUCUCACAGGCAGCAUAUGCUGGAAGUGCUACUGUAGUUUGUGUCUUCCUCUUUGUCCCUCUAUUUAUUGCCAUUAGAGAAGAAGCACUUUCUUGGAACCGAAAGAAAUUGCCAAACAAUCCUCCUAAAAUAACCAUAGAAAAUCCAACAAUAUCCACGCCUCAACCUGCAACUGCAAAGCUAGAAGAGAAAUCAGAAACGCCGUCAUGUUUCAAGAACAUUUUCAAUAAACCAGAAAGAGGAGAAGAUUACACUAUUUUACAAGCACUUCUUAGCACAGAUAUGCUCAUUCUAUUUUUAGCAACAUUUUGUGGACUGGGAUCAAGCUUAACUGCUGUGGACAACUUGGGACAGAUUGGAGAGUCGUUAGGAUAUCCAACAAAAACCAUAAAAUCAUUUGUGUCACUUCUUAGCAUAUGGAAUUACUUUGGGAGAAUUUUCUCGGGAUUUGUCUCUGAAAGUCUUCUUGCCAAGUACAAAUUCCCGCGGCCUCUUAUGAUGACACUAGUCCUUUUCUUGUCGUGCAUCGGCCUUCUCCUCAUUGCAUUUCCAUUCCCUGGUUCAGUCUACGUUUCAUCUGUAAUUAUCGGAUUCUCAUUUGGUGCACAAUUGCCUUUGAUCUUUGCAAUUAUUUCUGAGCUUUUUGGCCUGAAAUACUACUCUACAUUGUUUAAUUGUGGGCAAUUGGCUAGUCCACUUGGCUCCUACAUACUGAAUGUUAAAGUUACAGGGCCCCUUUAUGACAGAGAGGCACUAAAAGACUUGGCCAAGAAGGGCAUGACAAGAUCAUCAGUCAAGGAAUUGACUUGCAUUGGCACUCAAUGUUAUCGGCUGGCCUUCAUUAUUUUGGCAAGUAUCACUUUCUUUGGAGCUCUCACUUCUCUGAUAUUGGUGGCCAGAACCCGAGAAUUCUACAAAGGAGAUAUCUAUAAGAAGUUUAGGGAUGAAGCCGAGGCAACUGAGGCCGAAAUGGCUUUAUCAAACAACCCCAAAUAGGGAGCAACGAAGAUGGUCCGUGUGUAAAAAUGCGAGGGCCAACAUGGUCCAAGCCAAGACGGGCCAUCAGGCUCGACACCUUUUAUAUAUAAAUUGUAUUUCAUAUGCAAACAGGUGCAUUCUAGAUCAUACCUGUUUCUUGUACUAGUAGUUGGAUAGAAUCUACUUUUAUUGUUAAUCCUCAGUGGCCCUGAUGGAUGACUUGAUUUGUGUUUGUCAAGAUGCCAAAAUAGUAGUCACUACGUGACUUACUUUGAGCAUAUUAGGCGCGGAAGCAGUCAAUUGUUAAGAUCAUUCACAUGCAAGGAUUUAUCAUCAGAAUUUGACAUUUUCUUUUCUUCCAAGCUGUAAAUUACAUUGAUCUACUAGAUUCCUGUUAA
Molecule: messenger RNA, 2308 nt
Organism: Olea europaea var. sylvestris
Lineage: Eukaryota; Viridiplantae; Streptophyta; Magnoliopsida; Lamiales; Oleaceae
Product: protein NUCLEAR FUSION DEFECTIVE 4
Exons: 1
Coding region: 189-1928 (579 amino acids)
Cellular component (GO): membrane
Source: RefSeq, a predicted model, not a curated record